AUGCACCUACAAAGACCGUCAGAAUCUCCAGUCCCUCAACUUCCACAGCAAAGUCUUGGUCAAGAGCUGUCGAAUGUUCAGCUCAGCAGAUCCGAACGGGACCCAACUUGCCGCCCGUACGUCCCCCAAUCCACACCAAACAUUCCUCAAACAGCGUCUGGGGUGAGGCAGGGCGCUUUCCCGCUUUCCCGCAGCCACCAACAACCUAACGCGGGCUCCCAGCCGUCGUCAACGGUUGCCCCUGGUGCCCAGGAAAGAGUCGCAAUCGAAAGUGGAGUCACCAGGGCUCUGCAAGCCUGA
Messenger RNA from Chondrus crispus (carragheen), 300 nucleotides. RefSeq lists its product as hypothetical. Lineage: Eukaryota; Rhodophyta; Florideophyceae; Gigartinales; Gigartinaceae. The transcript has a single exon. The coding region runs from base 1 to 300 and encodes 99 amino acids. The record is from RefSeq and is a predicted model, not a curated record.